This is a messenger RNA of Kogia breviceps (pygmy sperm whale), 6127 nucleotides long. The record is from RefSeq and is a predicted model, not a curated record. NCBI's taxonomy places the organism in Eukaryota, Metazoa, Chordata, Mammalia, Artiodactyla, Physeteridae.
UCGCUGCCUCCGCGCGGGCCGCCGCCGCCCCCGGGGAUGUGAGGGGCGCAGCUCGGCCGGCGGGGCACGGAGCGGUGCGGAAGCCGGCCGCAGACGCUCCACCUGCUUUGGCCUGGACUCAGCCUCCCAGGGCUAAAAAUAUUGCCCGGAGGCUCCUGAGCGGAAUAAGAUCGCGCUAAAUAGGGCACAGCGCUGCAGAGGCGACAGAGCUCCUCAGCCCGAGGGCUGGAGGAAGACUCCUGAGCUGCCGCUCCUGCCGCCCGGCAGCUAGCUGUCUUCUUCCGCCCAGCAAGCAGGUGUGUGUGGAGGCCAGUAUGAAGCUGAAAAAGCAGGUGACAGUGUGUGGGGCUGCCAUCUUCUGUGUGGCUGUCUUCUCACUCUACCUCAUGCUGGAUCGAGUGCAGCAUGAUCCCACCCGACACCAGAACGGUGGGAACUUCCCCCGGAGUCAAAUUUCUGUGCUGCAGAACCGCAUUGAACAGCUGGAGCAGCUGUUGGAGGAGAAUCAUGAGAUCAUCAGCCACAUCAAGGACUCUGUGCUGGAGCUGACGGCCAACGUGGAGGGCCCACCUGCCCUGCUGCCGUACUAUAUGGCCAAUGGCUCCUGGGUGGUGCCACCAGAGCCCAGGCCCAGCUUCUUCUCCAUCUCCCCUCAAGACUGCCAAUUUGCUUUGGGGGUCCAGGGCCAGAAGCCAGAGCUGCAGAUGCUGACUGUAUCAGAGGAGUUACCAUUUGACAACGUGGAUGGCGGCGUGUGGAAGCAAGGCUUUGACAUCUCUUAUAGCCCGCAUGACUGGGACACCGAAGACCUGCAGGUGUUUGUGGUCCCCCACUCUCACAAUGACCCAGGCUGGCUCAAGACCUUUGACAAGUACUACACAGAGCAGACCCAGCACAUUCUCAACAACAUGGUGUCCAAGCUGCAAGAGGACCCCCGGCGGCGCUUCAUCUGGGCGGAAGUCUCCUUCUUUGCCAAGUGGUGGGACAACAUCAAUGCCCAAAAGAGAGCAGCAGUCCGAAGGCUGGUGGGAAACGGGCAGCUGGAGAUUGCAACAGGCGGCUGGGUAAUGCCGGAUGAGGCCAACUCCCACUACUUUGCAUUGAUUGACCAGCUCAUUGAGGGACACCAGUGGCUGGAGAAAAACCUCGGUGCAACCCCGCGCUCAGGCUGGGCGGUGGACCCCUUUGGAUACAGCCCCACCAUUCCUUACCUGCUGCGCCGUGCCAACCUGACCAGCAUGCUGAUUCAGAGAGUACAUUAUGCUAUCAAGAAGCACUUUGCUGCCACCCACAGCCUGGAGUUCAUGUGGAGGCAGACCUGGGACUCAGACUCCAGCACAGACAUCUUCUGCCACAUGAUGCCUUUCUACAGCUAUGACGUACCCCAUACAUGCGGCCCGGAUCCCAAGAUCUGCUGCCAGUUUGAUUUCAAGCGCUUGCCUGGGGGGCGCAUCAACUGCCCUUGGAAGGUGCCGCCCCGGGCUAUCACAGAUACAAACGUGGCGGAGAGGGCAGGCCUGCUCCUGGACCAGUACAGGAAGAAGUCCCGGCUCUUCCGAAGCAACGUCCUCCUGGUGCCGCUGGGCGAUGACUUCCGAUAUGACAAGCCCCAGGAGUGGGAUGCCCAGUUCUUCAACUACCAGCGGCUCUUCGACUUCCUCAACAGCAAGCCUGAUCUCCAUGUGCAGGCCCAGUUUGGCACCCUCUCCGACUAUUUUGACGCUUUAUACAAGAGGACAGGGGUGGAGCCAGGGGCCCAGCCUCCAGGGUUUCCUGUGCUGAGCGGGGAUUUCUUUUCCUACGCGGACCGGGAGGACCAUUACUGGACAGGCUAUUACACUUCACGGCCUUUCUACAAGAGCUUGGACCGCGUCCUGGAAGCGCACCUGCGGGGGGCAGAGAUUCUGUAUAGCCUGGCUGUGGCUCAUGCCCGGCGCUCUGGACUGGCCAGCCAGUACCCGCUCUCGAACUUCGCCCUUCUCACGGAAGCUCGGCGCACACUGGGGCUCUUCCAGCACCAUGACGCCAUCACUGGCACUGCCAAGGAGGCAGUUGUUGUGGACUAUGGGAUCAGGCUUCUGCGCUCCCUUGUCAACCUGAAGCAGGUCAUCAUUAACGCAGCUCACUAUCUGGUGCUGGGGGACAAGAAAAGCUACCACUUUGACCCUGAGUCACCCUUCCUGCAAAUGGAUGACACCCGCUUAAAUCACGAUGCCCUACCAGAGCGUACAGUGAUCCAGCUGGGUUCCUCACCCAGGUACGUGGUGCUGUUCAACCCACUGGAGCAGGAGCGGCUCAGCGUGGUGUCCCUUCUGGUCAGCUCACCCCGGGUGCGGGUCCUUACAGAGGAGGGUCAGCCCCUGGCCGUGCAGAUCAGCGCGCAUUGGAGCUCUGCCACUGACAUGGUCCCUGACGUCUACCAGGUGUCUGUGCCCGUCCGCCUGCCAGCGCUGGGCCUGGGCGUGCUGCAGCUGCAGCUGGGUCUGGAUGGGCCCCGCACCCUACCCUCCUCCGUGCGUGUCUACCUGCAUGGGCGGCAGCUGUCCGUCAGCAGGCACGAGGCAUUCCCUCUACGCGUCAUUGACUCUGGCACCAGCGACUUCGCCCUCAGCAACCGCUAUAUGCAGGUCUGGUUCUCAGGCCUUACCGGGCUCCUCAAGAGCAUCCGAAGGCUGGACGAGGAGCAGGAGCAGCGGGUGGACAUGGAGUUCCUCAUCUAUGGCACCCGCUCGUCCAAAGACAAGAGUGGAGCCUACCUCUUCCUGCCUGAUGGCGAGGCCAAGCCCUACGUCCCCAAGGACCCUCCCGUGCUGCGCAUCACGGAAGGCCCUUUCUUCUCAGAGGUGGUAGCCUACUAUGAGCAUGUUCACCAGGUAGUCCGGCUUUAUAACCUGCCAGGGGUGGAGGGGCUGUCUCUGGACGUGUCAUCCCUGGUGGACAUCCGGGAUUACGUCAACAAGGAGCUGGCUCUGCGCAUCCAUACAGACAUUGACAGCCAGGGCACCUUCUUCACGGACCUCAAUGGCUUUCAGGUGCAUCCCCGGCGGUAUCGGAAGAAGCUGCCCUUGCAGGCCAACUUCUACCCCAUGCCGGUCAUGGCCUGCCUCCAGGACGCACAGAGCCGCCUAACGCUGCACGCUGCCCAGGCCCUGGGCGUCUCCAGCCUCCACGAUGGCCAGCUGGAGGUGAUCUUGGACCGGCGACUAAUGCAGGAUGACAACCGGGGCCUGGGCCAAGGGCUCAAGGACAACAAGAGAACCUGCAGCCAUUUCCGUCUCCUGUUGGAAAGGCGAACCCUGGGCAGGGAGCCUGGCUUUUUCUCCAAACUGGCAGCCAUGUUUAGGGGCUUGAUCUUUCACAGCAGCAGGAGUGGGCACCGAGAGGUCCAAGAUGGCCCCUCUACCAGUUACCCAUCCCUCCUCAGUCACCUGACUUCCAUGUACCUGAACACCCCUGUGCUCGCCCUGCCCGUGGCCAAGAGGCAGCCCGCAGGCCCUGCUCUGUGCUCAUUUCGUCCUCUGGCCUCCUCUCUGCCCUGUGACUUCCACCUGCUCAACCUGCGGACGCUGCAGGCAGAGGAUGAUAGCUUGCCCUCAGCCGAAACUGCACUCCUCUUACACCGCAAGGGUUUUGACUGUGGCCUUGAGGCCAAGAACUUGGGCUUCAACUGCACCACAAGCCAAGGCAAGGUGGCCCUGGGGAGCCUCUUCCGUGGCUUGGAUGUGGUUUUCCUGCAGCCAACCUCCUUGACGUUGCUAUACCCCCUGGCCUCGCCCUCCAACAGCACUGACAUCUAUUUGGAGCCCAUGGAGAUCGCCACCUUUCGCCUCCGCCUGGGCUAGGGCUUCUUGUGGCCUGAAGAGAAAGUUCAUCCACAGAGAUGGCCUUUUCACAUAAGAUCGGGUUGGACAAGCCACCCCGGGUCUCCUGUCCUGAUCUACCUCUCAGAAUUGUGACAGACUGGGCUCUGCCCUCAUUUUCUCUUUAUCUUUGCUUCUGUGUUUGGGGGCAACCCACAGCCCAGCGUUGGGUGGAUAGGGCAGGCGCCAGUGAGAUGUAGGAGAGAAGGCCCUUGGUCAGAGUGGGUGGUGCCAGCCUCUGCUUUGGGUUGUGCGUGUCCACCGAGUUGGGUGCAGGCUCAAGCACCCAUCCUUUCCCCUGAAUGGGAUGGAGGAGAAGCAGGGGAGCCUGAGUGGGUAAUAGCCCAGCAUCAGGGUCAGAGUAGGCAAGAGCUGGCUCUAGGGGAGUCCUGUGGUUGUGUAAGGACUGUAUGUCCUGGUGUGACAAGCAGGAGUAAAGCAAUGCCAGGAGGAGGGGGCUGGGGACCGAGAGUUAGCAGUGGGGUGGAGGAGUAGAAGGGAUCGCUGCUUUCUGUGACGGCUCCACUCUUAGUGCUCCCUGACCCUCACGCCCUGGCCAGGCGCUGCAGCGUGGCAGGAAGGACUCGUGAAGACUGUCACGACCGGAGGUCAUAGGACAUUUCAGGUACCAAAACCCCAUCUCAGACUGGGCACUUGGUCUGUGUGUUUAUUUGUGGAAUGGUGGCACAGGCCACCCUACUUGACUCCUCUUUGGUUCCUGCACUCUGUAUACCACUGUCCCGAAGAGCUGCUUCCCAUCAUGGGGACAUUUGAUCGGGCAUAUUUCCUUUCCCUGGAAAGAAAAUGAAGCCUCCAACUUGCGGUGGGCAACUCAAGAAAGCUUUCGUCAUCAUUCCUACAGUCAGCCCUGAAGCUUCGCCUUGUUCAUCCUUCGACAGAAGUAUUCACUUCCUGGCGCGGGGACUUAAGGAGAUGUACACUAAAUUAGGAGGCACCGUGGCUGCUCAUUAGCCUUCACUGCAGCUUCGAUUAUUAGAAAAAAAUUUAUGAUAGUCUCUAGAGACACUGAAACGAUAUUUGGUAAAAUUUAAAAUCUAUCCCUUAUUAAACUCUUAGUAAGUUAAGAUUACAAAGAAACAUCCUAACCUAGAUAAAGGUGUCUCUAUCUGAAACCAACAGUCAGUGGCAUUCUAAAGAGUCAGAUACCACCGGCAUUCCCAGUAAAGUCAGAAAUUAGUCAAGGACAUACUAUUAUUUAGCCGUGUUCUGGCACUACUAACCCCUCCAGUGUGGCAGAUGAGAGAGAUGAGGAAGGGUUACAGAACGGCCAACCUGUACAAUCCAACAGGAUCAGCUGAAGACCUUAACAGAGCAAACAAGGCACAUCACGUUUCUAUAAAGAUUCUGGUUCUCUCCAAAUCAGCUCAUAAAUUCAGUGUAUUCCAGUGAGAUUGGAUACUUUUUGGAAUUUAAUGGGUUCUAAUGUUCAUUUGGAGGAGUAAAUGUUUGAGAAUACCAAGAAAAUUCUGAGUGACAGUGAGUCCGGGGCGGUGGUGCUCAGGUGGGUAAAAGACACUUGUCCUAUGAGAUUUCCCAGGGGACUCUUGACUGACCAUGAGUUCAGUCAGUGUGACCUGGAGUGGGAUCAGACUGCUGGAACCAAAGGGAGAGCCUAGCAUCAGGCCCAGGUGUGAGGGGAUUUGGUACAGGACCCAAGGAGUAUUUUAAGUGGGAAAAAGAUGGACUAUUUAAUAAAGAGUACUUUAAGAUAACUGCCUAUCAAAGUAAGAGUUCUCUACCUCACAGUUUCCACAAAAAUUAGCUCUAGAGAGAAAAAACAAAAAAAUUACAGAAUUACUGAGGAAAAUGUAGGAUAUUUUUAUACCUUUGGUGUGGGAAGGUCUUUUCUAAAGAACAUGAAACCUAAAAGAUAUAAUAAGGGAGAAGAUAAACAUUUUACCACCAAAAAUAUAUUGAAAGUUUGUAUAUGAUGGAAACCACCAAGCUUAAAACAAAAAUGACAGAUUUGGGAGAAAAUAUUUGUAGCACUUCAAAAAUUGGUGAGUACAGUUACUUUAGGAGAAUAGCUUGCUUUGGGCUCCUUGGAGCAAGUCACUGGAGCCUGCUAAGCAGCAAUCUAAAGAUUCAGCAGUGACCAGCUGAGUUCUUCCAGGUCAUCCAAGGGCAUUGCUGCCAGCCCCAGGCCAGAGCGCAUGGAAUCCUGUCUAUAUCAUAGUGAAAGAAUGAAGAUUAUCAGUGUGAAGUGCUUAGCACAGUGCCUGGUACAUAUAAGAGCUCAGUAAAUA